Molecule: messenger RNA, 3777 nt
Organism: Anoplopoma fimbria (sablefish)
Lineage: Eukaryota; Metazoa; Chordata; Actinopteri; Perciformes; Anoplopomatidae
Product: versican core protein-like
Exons: 8
Coding region: 75-2444 (789 amino acids)
Biological process (GO): cell adhesion
Molecular function (GO): hyaluronic acid binding; calcium ion binding
Source: RefSeq, a predicted model, not a curated record
AGGAGACACCUACAGAGGAGACACCUACAGAGGAGACACCAACAGAGGAGACACCAACAGAGGAGACACCUGAAAUGGAGACACCUGAAAUGGAGACACCUACAGAGGAGACACUUACAGAGGAGACACCAACAGAGGAGACACCAACAGAGGAGACACCUGAAAUGGAGACACCUGAAAUGGAGACACCUACAGAGGAGACACCUACAGAGGAGACACCUGAAAUGGAGACACCUGAAGUGGAGACACCUACAGAGGAGACACCAACAGAGAACACCCCGCAUACCGUCCUUCAUCCUACCAUCACAUUCCCAGACAUUGUCCCAGAGGUCUUUACUGACUUCGAUGGAGUCAAAACUCAAGAACCAGGUGAUCAAACACCAACAUGGACCACCACCAUGACCCCGUACACUCCCCCUGUCUCAUCACGACCAGGACCAGUCUCCCCCAGCGUCUCCCAGCCCUUCCCUGAUGCGGUCUCCACCUACGAGGACAUGGAGGACUCCACGAGCCGAGGCGCAGACGACGAGGCCGCCGCUGCACGGGAGGGAUCCGCGGAUGCCGCCCUGCCAACGCCGGCCGCAGGAAUCCUGUCCGUCGUCAUGACUGACGAGACAGAAAUCGGCGGGACGGAACCUCCUACUGUAGUCCCCCUCACACAGGAAUCCACCACCACACAGACCCAGAUGGAGGACUCUGAAGGAUCUGCAUCUGGAGAAGACGAGGCUUCGGGUCAAGACCCGCCAGAGACGCCCAUCUUUACCAGCACGCCACCAGCAGUUUACCACACCCCUGUUGACCCGGUCACAGAGGCGGGCUCAGGUGCAGAGCAGCUGUCCGGGGAGGGGGAGGUCUCUGCGGGUCAGUGGGGUCAGGGUGGUCCUGUUGACCCCCUUAAAGAGGUCACUAUUACCGUUUUACCAGAUGUGGCCAGAUAUUUUGAAGAACAAACCAAUCUCUCCACAGACAUUUCUAAGGACAUCAUACCGCCUUUAAACGCUGCCACAGGAGAUAAGAAACAUCCCGCUGUUACCACGGAGCCCACCACCCAUGAAGACCACCACCCAUCCAGCACCGAGCCUUCCACCACGACCUCCACCGAGCCUUCCACCACGACCUCCACCGAGCCUUCCACCACGACCUCCACCGAGCCUUCCACCAUGACCUCCACCGAGCGGUCCACCAUGACCUCCACGCAGUACGUCUCUUCGCCGUUGUACACUUUCGACCACAAGAUCAACUCCGUCCCCCAGUGGGCUCUGACCCCUGACCCCGCUGCCACCCCUCUGCCUGAUGAGGACUUUGUGGACUAUGACUCAAAGGUGUCCCCUCCUCUGGUGGAGGCGCUCCCUCCGACACCAGGAGAGACCGCGACCACGAAGGAGCCGGUGAGCAGCACGUACUCCAUGGACACGUUGGACGUCACCGACCUCUUGCCGUGCUUCAUCAGUGUUUGUCUGAAUGGAGGCUCCUGCUACAAAAAACACACACAGAAUAUCUGCGUCUGUGCACCUGGAUACACUGGACUACGCUGUGAAACAGAAGUGGAUGAGUGCCAGUCGAACCCCUGUCUGAAUGGAGCCACCUGUCUGGAUGAAGUCAACUCCUUCACCUGUCUCUGCCUGCCCAGCUACUCAGGAGAGCUCUGUGAACAAGACACAGAGGUUUGUGGAUUCGGCUGGCAGAAGUUCCAGUCUCACUGCUACAAGUACUUCACCCACCGGAGGACGUGGGACGCUGCUGAGAGGGAGUGUCGUCUGCACGGGGCUCACCUGAGCAGCGUCCUGUCUCAGGAGGAGCAGCUGUUCGUCAACCGCCUGAGCAAUGACUACCAGUGGCUCGGCCUGAAUGACAAGAUGUUUGAGAGAGACUUCAGAUGGACGGACGGCAAUCCGAUGCAAUACGAGCACUGGAGGCCGAACCAGCCGGACAGCUUCUUCCAGUCGGGGGAGGAUUGUGUGGUGAUGAUCUGGCACGAGGGAGGAGAGUGGAACGACGUGCCCUGCAACUACCACCUGACCUUCACCUGCAAGAAGGGGACAGUCUCCUGCAGUCAGCCCCCCGUGGUGAAGGACACUCGGGUGUUUGGGGCGGUGAAGCCUCGCUACGAGAUCAACAGCCUGCUCCGCUACCACUGCAAACCGGGCUUCAUCCAGAGACACGUCCCCACCAUACGCUGCCGGGCCAACGGCCAAUGGGACGCACCCAAAGUCACCUGCACCAGCCCCGCGACCUACAACAAGUCAUUCACUCUCCGGCGCCGCAACAACCAGAACAACGAGAAUCAGAACCGGCACCAUAACCACCACGUCCAUCACCCCAAGAGCCAACAGAAACCCAAUCCAAACCAGGAGCAGCAGCAGAGUUACAGCUUCCUCCAGAGCCUCUGGUCUUCUUCCCAGAGGGAGAAGAGGCAGCAGACACAGGAUCAGAUGGGACACUGAUUGGGUUUGAGGGUUUUUUGUAAAACACACAGCGGACCGGCUGCACAGAACUGUCUAUCUAUGGCUCUGUAAAGGACGAAGGAUGGGUUUCACCAGUUCAUUGACCCCCAAAAACACUCCAGGAUCUGAACCGUAUGACGAGUGAGAAGUUAGUUUCAUUUGCUGAUCAUAUCAAGUCUCAAAACCCUUAAACAGAGACUUGUGUCUUAAUAGAGUUCUGCAGAAAUGAGUCCUAAAACCCAGACAUGACUCAGCAUCUUUGUUUAGAUCUCUAAAAUAAGAGAUAAGAGUAAGUUUAACACAAGCUGAAGAGAUUUGAACAGGUCAGUAAAUACCCCUCUGGUGAAUUUAAAAGUUUUUAAAUGUCUAAAAAUGUCUAAAUCAGACGGCUAAAGAUUAUUCCUGAUGAAGAAAACCUGUAAGAAUCAUAAAUGUUUGUUUGACACACAGAUUAUUUUCUGUGUCCAGAAUCCAAUGGAAGAAUCCCAUUGGCUGUUUGCGGAGGGAACCUGUGAUGAUAACUUCCUGUUUGGCUACAAAAGAUACGUCAUCCCCGUUAUUGAUAGACUAUAAAAAGCAUGAAUUCAUCACUUUAAAUUAUUAUCAUAGGGCAUUUUCCAAUUCUUUCAGUUUCGGUUUGUUUUACUGGCUGAUUUCCACGUGUAGAUUUUUGUACAAAAUAUAUUAGCUGAGUUGUUUUUUUUAAAUAAAAGGGAGAUUUAAAAGGCGGCACAUGGAGCUAAAGAGGAGAUUAUUAUGAAUGUGCGUGUGCUAUUAAUCAUAGGAUAUAUAAUAUAGAUACUAUAUGAAGCCAUAUGAAUUUUAACUUAUUGUAUACUUUAAAACUAUGAAUGGACUGUGAUAUUGAAUAAAGGUCAUUGGAACUGAAGUGAUUCCGUUAGUGAUGACUUACCGUGCUGUUUACAGAUCUGAUCACGGAGCACAAGCUGUUGUGAGUUUGUCUUCAAUCCAAUGAAUUCAUCAUCAAAACACGGCGGAUUGUUUUUAACAUUUUCUACAUCUUUGAGUCGGUUUAUGAGCUAAAAGGUUUUAUAGAUUUUGCAUUCUGUUACAGAUCUGGAAUCUGUGUUUUAAAUCCAACAAAUAAGGGAUUGUGAAAAAUGUGCAACAUGAUUUUUUAUGUGACCCUUGUGCAUUUUACUUUCUUCAUACAUUUUCCAUUUUCCAUAUUGUUUGUCAGCGUAUAUGCAUUUUUUAAAUGUUCUUCUCCUCCAUGCUGUUGAUGGAGUUCACUGUAUCUGUGACACAAAAGAUCUUUUAUGUAAUCAUUGUUUUUCUUUCUCCAUUUGAGUUGCUGUAAAACAAAAUGUCC